CAAAUAUAAAGACUCACAUUCAUAUGACGAUUAUUUUGUGUUUAUUUUGAAGAAAAAGAGAAAACUCAAACUCAAUUCCAUCACCAACAUCAACAAAGACAAUUUUAAAGCUAAUUUGUAAUUUUGAUUUUUGAUCUCCCAAACUAUUAUCAUCCAUCAUGUCGGGUCGUGGAAAAGGUGGUAAAGUUAAAUCCAAAGCUAAAUCACGUUCAUCACGUGCUGGUCUACAAUUUCCUGUGGGUCGUAUUCAUCGUUUACUUCGUAAAGGAAAUUUUGCUGAACGUGUUGGUGCCGGUGCACCAGUCUAUCUUGCUGCUGUUCUAGAAUAUUUAGCCGCUGAAGUAUUAGAAUUGGCCGGUAAUGCUGCAAGAGAUAAUAAAAAGACACGUAUUAUUCCACGUCAUUUACAAUUGGCCAUCCGUAAUGAUGAAGAAUUGAACAAAUUAUUAUCUGGUGUUACAAUUGCACAGGGUGGUGUACUGCCAAACAUCCAAGCAGUUUUGUUGCCGAAAAAAACUGAAAAAACAGCUUAAUUUUUACCAACCAAAAAUUGAGGAACAAUUGCAAUUCACAUUCUCUGUACUUGUUUGUUUUGUCUUUGUAAAAUUAUCAUUAAAAAAUGAAUAAAUCCAUUCAAAAUUAUAAUCAUUAAA
Molecule: messenger RNA, 653 nt
Organism: Dermatophagoides pteronyssinus (European house dust mite)
Lineage: Eukaryota; Metazoa; Arthropoda; Arachnida; Sarcoptiformes; Pyroglyphidae
Product: histone H2A-like
Cellular component (GO): nucleosome
Molecular function (GO): protein heterodimerization activity; structural constituent of chromatin; DNA binding
Source: RefSeq, a predicted model, not a curated record